GUAACACAAAGCAUAGCAUUGAUUGUAGAGCAGUUUUCUACGUUUGAUUCUAUUGACUAUAAUGUACAAUCAAUCUAAAAAAUCAAGUGUAUGAUUAAGCGUUAACUUUUGUGUUAGGGGAUCCUAAUAUUAGCGUUCGUGAGGAUUGCGAAAGGUGGCUAGUGUCGGUCAGUCUGGACACUGCAGUCACAGACCCUGAAUGUAACCUCAUUCAACAAGUAGGUCACGAGACGAGACAAUUAAGGACAAAUACAACUUUUAAUUUCAGGACGACCUCUUGAUCUGUGUGCAAGUUCAACUCGGAUUUUCGACUCCAUCCUCAAACCACUUGAACUCUUAGCAAAGUGUCAACAUCACGUGCCAUCUGCGAACGACUAAAAAGCUGCACGCUGCAAAGCGUAGGUUUGUAUUGGAACCACACGUGCAUGUCUGGAUAUUCUGAGCAUUAGCUUUGAACUUCAAUCUGAACAAGGCCCUGGCCCUGGGACAGUACCGCGGAAAACCGGGGGAAAAUGGCGGAUGAAACACCACGUCUGACUUACUUUGCUGGGAGGGGUUUUGCUGAGCCAAUAAGACUCGCACUGGUUGCUGCUGGCAUAGAGUAUACGGACAACUAUCUGGAGACUAGGGAUGGCUUUUUGCAGCUGAUUAAAGAUGAAAAGCUGAUGUUUAAACAGGUUCCACUCUUAAAAAUAGAAGGGAAGACGCUCAUCGGGGCUGAGCCCAUACUGCGCUUCGUGUGUCGCAGAGGGCGUCUCGAUGGCAAGACCGAUGAAGAGAAAACACAGAUAGAUAUGUUGACAAUGGGUGCAAAAGACCUAGCUUGGCCGAACAUAAUCAAUUCUAAAUUCGACGAGAUCCAAGUAUCGAAGGAGAAAUGCGAGGAGGACAUUAAGAGUGCCUUCAGAGAGUGCCGACAUAGAUAUCUCCCUGUGUUUGAAAAGGUACUUUCUGAGAGCAAUUCCGGUUUUUUGGUUGGGGAAUCACUGUCGAUGGCAGAUAUCAUGGUCUUCGAUGCGUUGGCUUACGUCAAAGAAAUACCCGAACUUCAACCUUUACUGGCCGACUUUCCACGAUGUGCGGCUUUCAUCGAGCACUUCUCGAAUCAGCCGAUGAUAAAUGCUUAUCUUGCCAGCCCUCGGCGACAUCCACCGACCGAUACCAAGCAUGCUACCGAUGCCUGUCGCAUCUUGGGCUGGUUACCGUAAAUUCCGGUCAGAAAUACUGCGGUUGUAGGCAAUGGAAAACUUCGGUAAAAAUUCGCAAAAGAUGGAGUUGUUACAAGGCUUCAGAUAAAGAAUUGCGAUUAACACCGGUAAUAAUGAUGACGACGAAGACGAGAAGGAAUACAAAAAACCCUAUAUGGGUAUUUGUUAUAUUCAUAUUUCAACAUUAAAAAAUCACCUUACGUAUUUACAUAUUUCUUUUUCAAAUGUAUAUUCCAAAUUAAAUUCUCGAUAAUCUUUUCCUGAUUGAUUUCUUAUAAGUAUAUAUCCAUAAAUACACCAAAAGGCAAUUGUAAGGAACAAAUGUAGUUCAGCUUCUUUGUGAGUUAAGUAAAUGCAUUUCUGUCAUUUUAAGGUCAACAUUGUAUACUAACUUAGCUAUUGUUUUCAAAUAGGAAAGCAAAUCUUUAAUUUAGUUUACACUCAACAAAAGCUUUUACAUUAUCUUCGUCCACGCGAAAAUGUGGGCAAUUUCCUUCCGUGAUAGCAUUUCACUUGAACAAAUUGUUUUUCAAUGGCAAUAGAUUAUACAUGAUCUUAAAAUUGAAUUGUUUCAGUUUAUUUCAUUUUAAUAGUAAUACAAGUUUCUUUUAAAUAUUUUGACCAGUCAAGUGGUGAUCCAAUUAUCUGUUCCCAAUAUAAACAACUGUUAGUGCCCGAUACAUCUGAUGAUAAGAAUUUAUAGAAUUGUUUACUUGAAAUAUCAUGAAUAUACUUUAUUUGAUAUCUGACUCCUACAAUUAUUUUGCGAAAUUCUAAUGAAGGUUUAUUGUUGCGAUUGGUACAAGAGGUUGUAUCAUUAUUUAUCUACAUUUUAGGGAUAGCCUUAAGUAGUAAGGUGUAAUCAAAUAUCAAUCUUUGCUUCUCUGCAAUUUAAACAGGGAAGACAUUUCCAUUAUAGGUCAGAAAUUUAUUUUCCUGAGAAUAUUGUUCAAAGACACUAUCCAAAAUUUAUACCAUCCUUAAAAAAAAAUUGGGUGAUGUUGCGACAGGUUACAUUUUUAUUGAGACACAAAAUUUCGUAUUUUAAUCCAUUUACUUCAGGGUGAUAUUCUAAACAAGUAUUAUUCUUUAUCUCUAACAAGGCAUGUAAUAUUUCAGUGUAAAAGUCCUUGGAUUUUUUAGGACAAAAUGAAAAUUCUGCACGAAAUUGUAUUAAGGCGUUGAUUUGACGUUAAAUAAAACGAUCAAUGAUGUAGUUCUGAUUCAACGCAGUUCAAGAUAUAUAAUUCUUGUAGCACAGCAUGGCGUAGCAUAACUUGGCAUAAUUCAAUCUGUAUAUUAAAGAGAACAAACAAAUUGAACCGGAAAUUAGACAUGUGUCUUCAAUACAUAGUAAUUUAACUCUGAAUAUCUAUAUUUGUCUAAAUCAGAUCACACUUUGAAUUGUACUUUCUUAAAUAAAUGAUAAACCUGAAUGAA
This is a messenger RNA of Lytechinus pictus (painted urchin), 2648 nucleotides long. RefSeq names its product glutathione S-transferase alpha-4-like. Bases 513 to 1208 code for a protein of 231 amino acids. Gene Ontology annotation, molecular function: glutathione transferase activity. Gene Ontology annotation, biological process: glutathione metabolic process. The transcript has 6 exons. The record is from RefSeq and is a predicted model, not a curated record. NCBI's taxonomy places the organism in Eukaryota, Metazoa, Echinodermata, Echinoidea, Temnopleuroida, Toxopneustidae.